AGCACUAAGGCGUUGCUUGAGCUGUGAGCUUCAUUAUUUUUAUUGGAAGAUUGACGUCUAGGGUGUUAAUAUCUUGUGAUAGCUAUUAGAAAUUUCCCUAAACAUUUAUGCCCCUUCUGUGUUCAUUUACCUUAACUGGCCUUAGCUCUAGUGAUAACCGUGACCAUGUUUUUCUCAAAAAUUGCUACGAGUAUCGGAGUCGGAAUGGUUUCGGUGGGAAUGGUUCAUGGCUUUAGAAUGUUGUUUGGUGGAGGAGGUAAAGUCGUGGAUUGGGAAAAUGCGAAGACAUUUUUUGAGCUGGGAGCGCGGGAUAUUGACGGAAACUGGAUUAAUUUCGAGAGAUACAGGGGAAACGUUUGUUUGGUCGUUAACGUUGCCUCUAAUUGAGGCAAGACUGCGGUGAACUAUCGUCAAAUGGUUACGUUGCACGAGAAGUACGCCGCUGAUGGAUUCAGGAUUCUUGCGUUUCCAUGCAAUCAAUUCGGUCGCCAGGAGCCUGGAACUGGAGCAGAAAUUCGGGAAUUCGUAAGGAGUUACGGAGUCCAGUUCGAUCUUUUUGCCAAAGUAGACGUGAAUGGAUCUGGCGCUCAUCCGGUUUGGAAGUGGUUGAAAGAGAAGAGAGGGGGUUUCUUUGGAAGUUUCAUCAAGUGGAAUUUCACCAAAUUUGUGGUCAAUCGUGAAGGGGCGCCGGUUUUGCGUUUUGGACCAAAAGAAAAUCCUUUGCAUACGAACGACUUUCCGCUCUACACGGAAGCAAUCAAGUUUUUUAAUCAUUCGGAGAGUAUGGUGCGGAUUGCUGUUCGAACCUUGACCCUCAAUGUGUACAAGGUGGAUGACAAGUCCAUGCUGAAAUUCAUCAGGGACAAAACUGCGGCCCCUUACUUUUCUAACCUCGUGUGGUUUAUUGGGAAUCAUGUGCUGGAGCUGGAUGCCUGUGUUAGGCAAGAUGCUGGGCACCAGAGCCAAGGGCGAUUGUCAGACUUGGUGGCAGAACACUUGGACCACAUGCAUUACCUCAAUGAUAUUCUUUGCUUGUCGAUCAAGACCUUGAAUGAAGUUCUCGUCGACCACUUGGUGCAUCGGCUCCUCGUUCCUCUUUACGUCUUCUCGCUGACGACGAGACGACGCCUGGAACAUCUGGUUCAAUCGUCGACGUCGUCGUUUGAUUCGGAAGAGUCGGACAUCCUCGGGUUACCGAACAGACCAAGAGUGGAUUCUGUUGUCAGUUUGUUCCUCCUCAGUCAGGUCUUCCUCAUCAUUGCACAUGUGCCGCUGGCGAGAGCGCUCGCGAAGAUAAUUUUUCACGGCAACAUGGAGAUUUUCUGGACAGAUUCUCGUCUGUGGAGAUCCCCGCCGGUGGAACAAACGACAGCGUCGCGUUGCAGUCCCCUAGUUUUCAGUCCCCCGGCGGAAAGUUUGGAGGACUCGCUUAGAGAAGGUGGGGCGAAGUCUCCGUCGUCGUCACCUGUUCCUGACGGAGCCGUCGAACAACUGUCUGCUGAGGAUGAAUUCGUUACAGUUGCUCAAUCUGCGGAAGCACGCUGUGAUGUUGAACAUGUGAUGCAAGGGAUGAAUAUUACUGACGAAGAGAAGGAGCAGCAAAUGGCGUCUCUGGAAGUAGACUCCGGAACAGCUUCCGGCGUAUCUGGAUUUACGCUAAGUUCGAGACCAUUCCUGGAAGCGAUCCUCAAUGCUCUGGAAGUCACAGAGGACGAUUAUUCUGCAUUGUUUAGCCUAUGUCUAAUACAUUCAAUGUUGGCGAAUGAAGGGCUCGCUGAGGCGGAAUUUUUCGCCGCCUCUGACGGAGGCAGUCAGCCUAGCCCGAAGAGAAACUCUCCAUUUUCGACAGCAGAAUUGACUGCGGAUGCGAAAUUCUGGUUCUCAAUUCACUUGAUUGACCGGCUGGUUAAAUUGCUGUGCGCCUCGAGUUUUCCAAAUAGCAAGUUGCGCUUGGCGACAAUCGAGCUUGGUGUCCAAUUGUUGGUCAAAGUCGCUGCUGACCGCCAUCUAGUAGUUGACAAAUGCAAGACUCUUGUGCAAGAUUCCCAACUUGCUGCCCUGGAAGGGGCCAAAGAAGAAGCUACGCUUCAGCUGCGGAAUUUUUACAAGAGCGAGGAAAUUUUUCUCGACAUGUUCGAAGAUGAAUACAACGAGCUCAAGUCGCGUCCGUUGAACGUGGAACAGCUGAUGAUGGAUGCCAAACUCCUGCUUCCUCCGACGCCUACUCCGAUGACGGGAAUAGAGUUUUCCAAACGACUGCCAUGUGGAGAAGUUGAAAGAACACGACGUGCUAUCAGAGUGUUCUUCCUGUUAAGGGACCUAACGCUGAAUCUUUGCGGGGAACCCGAAACUGAACUACCUUUGACCAAUUUGCAGCAGUGUUAUCACGUCAAUGACGUGCUUGACUUGAACAAUAGUGACAUCAUUGGUUGCGUUAUGGUGACCAAGGACAGACCAGCGAAGAUCAGGCGAUAUUUAGCGAUUGAGUCUCUUCAGCUAAUCGUUGUUGAGCCACAUCCGAGGAAACUUGGUUGGGGUGUAGCGAAUUUCGUUGGUUUUCUGCAGGACAUGGAAGUUACUGGGGACAGAGAUGAUUCGAGAAGUUUGCAUGUAGUCUUCAGUCGCUCUGGAGAAACUGGAGCCAAGCCUGCGAAAGGGCCCGUUAUGACGGCCAAAUUUCUGUUCGAGGAUCACAUCCGUUGCAUGGCAGCAAAACAAAAACUGACGAAAGGCAGGCAGCUAGCGAGACAGCGGAAACUGCAGCAGAUUGCCAAAGUCCUGGAGCUUCCUGGAGAGGUGACCAGUCGCAAGUCGAGUUCCAGUUCUUCCUUCUCGCUUUCUAUGUCUUCCGUGCACCGAUUUGAUCCCAGAGCGCGUCGUGGACUCCAUCGAUGUAAUGCAGUUGAUGUGACGCAUACUCCAGGCAGAAGCUCGAGUGUCAGACAUAUGGAAACGUCUUCGCCGCAAAGGAUGUUUCGCUUGGGUAUGCAGAGGGUCCCUGGCAGUGCGGCCCCUGCUACUGCUGUUGUUUCGAACAUGCGGCAGCACUCGCCCAACAGAAACAAGUUCAACACCAUCCGUGCAGAAGACGUGUCACCAGUGGAGGAAGCGUUGUCAGUGGAAUGCGGCAUUUCAGGUCAGCGGGUUAAAGCAACUUCGGCUUCGACGGAUUUGAGAGUAGGUUUGGUAAACGGCAGUGAACGGGGAAGCGACCUGACUGCGUCCCAGUCAGGGGACUCUGAUUUUGUGACGGGGGGCUUUCAAGGGCUGUGUUUAACGUCGGUAUCGGAUGCAGACUCUGAUAAGGACGAACCACGGAUGAUUCCGCUGUCCCAAGUCCGAGCGCGCUUCAGACGUCCGGAUAGUCCAGUCGUCGAUGCGGUGGUUGACGUUGACGAGCGUGUUCCGUCGGGAUUCGCGAAAAGUUCAUUGAAGUACGGGUACAAGGAGUCUAGAACAGGAUCUUUCCCAUAUGAAGAGCACCAGCAGCAACCGAUGAUGGCGAGGCUGAAUCGCGGUCGAUCUCGGCACAGUUCUGGCUGUGAAGACGCGGAGUUCUCGGACACAAAUAGGAAUAGUCCGAACCCGAUGGUGUUCGUGCCUUGCCUUGUGAACGAACGACUGUUCAAGUGUGAAUCCUGCUCCUUCUUUUCUUGUGGAUAUCCCAGACAGAAGCCUGUACGAGGAGGAAAAAAGAAAAACUGGGAAACCGACUGUCUCAAGACAUGGGCAAUUGUUUGGAGGACGAAUUCUUCUGUGAAGGAAACUGUUGUUGGAGAACAGUUCGGGUUGAAGUUUUGUUUUAUGAGGAAAUCUUUGAUGUGCGUUGGCCAGUGUGGGUAUUUUUAUGCUCAAGUGAUGGACCUCAGUGUGGAUAGAAACACGAACGGCUUGAUAGGAAACACGUUGGAGGCCCUGUUGUCGUCAUGCGCAUCGACAAGAAAUUAUGCCGAGAGCCAGUUGAAGGCUUUCGAAGUGGUGGAAGAUUUUGGGAUACACUUGGCGUCUAUCGCGUUGGACAACACGGGGUUCCAGCCGGUGGCCAUGCGUCAAAUCGCGUCAGUUUUGUUGCAUCAGUAUAUCGAUGCCCACUGGAAUUCUGCGAGUGGAAAAUUUGUGAAGCCAGAAACGCCUGAAGAAAUCAAGCAUCGACUCAGGUCGAUCUUGCCCCUGGGCCUAUCUGACACGGAGUCAAAAGUGAGGACUUCAGUUGCCUUCGCAAUUGCGUCCAUUGCCGUUUGGGACUGGCCCGACGACUGGCCUAAUCUGGCUGCUUUAUUGGUGGAGCACGAGAACGUUACCUCGGAGUUUGUGCAAGGAUCCAUGCAAGUGUUGUGUGACAUGUCGAGAAAUAUCAGUAGCGAGUCUCAAAUGUUGGAGUUCGUACCUCUAGUUAUCCCUCAUUUGUACCGAGUCUUCGCCGAGAGAGAGAAAUACGGUAGUGAAACGAGGCUACAGUCCGUUUCCACGUUCACCAGGAUGGUGGAGUCCAUUGUGAAGCUUGGAGAGUCGGACAAAGACUGCGCCAAAGCCUUUCUGUAUCCAGUCGUCCCUUCUUUCUCGGCAGCUCUGGUUUCGGCCUUGGAAGAGCCCGGGGAUGAUCUCGAGCUGAGGGCUGAAAUUUUGACGUGCCUGAAAGUGCUGGUGAAAAGUUGUCCCAAACUGAUGAGUCAUUACGCUGUUCAAGUUCUGCAGCCAGUUUGGAAAGCCUUGACUCAAUGUGCUGAUUUUUACUGUCAAGGAACAGAAGGAAGUACUGCUGAUGGAUUGGAAGAAUUCAUUUACGCCUUAUUCAACUUCGUUGCCGAACUUGUUCAGUCUGCCAAAUUCCGAACCUCUGUCGUAUCAAGUCUGCCCGAUUUGAUGUACUAUGUGCUCAAGUACAUGCAGAUCACUGACGAUCAGGUAGCUGUCUGGUCAUCGGAUGUGGAGAAGUUUGUUGAAGACGAAGAUGAGGAGAGCUUCACUUAUUCUGUCAGAAUAGCUGCGCAAUGCAUGCUUUUGAAUCUCUUCGAAGACCUGGGCUCGGAAAGUAAAGAAGCCCUGUUUCUGGGGAUGAAGCGACAUCUGGAUGAUGCUGGCAAGAUGUUCGAGACGGACCCACGUGGACACUGGUGGAAGGUGCAUGAAUCUGCUUUCUUGGCUGUCGGAGUUGUACAUGAGUUCGUGGCGGAUGCGGAUUCUGCACCAUUUCUGAGAGAAUUGGUGGAUAACUACGUGUCCCACGACUUGUCCUUGAGGGGUUAUCCGUUCUUGCACGCAAGAUGCCUGUGGCUGACGAGCAGGCUCGUCAAGAUCCUCCCGGUGGAAACCGCAAGGAACUUUCUGGGAGCUGUAGUCAGCACUUUACAACCGUCUAAUGUUGCUGUGAUGCGUGUUUCGGCUGCUGCUGCGUUGUACGGCUUUGCAACUUGUGCUGGCCUUGCAGUUGACUUUAGACAAGCCCUGCCGACGAUCAUGGAGCAGUUGUUGCAGCUCUGCACAGGGUAUGACGAGGCAGUCAUGUGUUUGACUCUGGAGCAGCUGCCGCACUGUCUGGCGGCUGAUGCCAAGUUCACUGCGCAUAUCGAGCCCAGAAUCACUAGCUUACUCAUGGACGUGUUUAGCAAGCGUAGCAAUGAUCCAGUGAUGGCGUCUUUAUGUGAGGAGUUGUUCACGGUUUUGGCUAAGAAUAGUCUGUGUCGGGCCGCGAUGGAGGAGAAAUUGGUGCCGCAUUUCUCCGCGGUGCUGUGUGCCGAAGGAAGUCCGGAAAACACUCCUGCCAUGAAGAGGGUGAUCCUCAAGGUGCUCAGGUGCUUCGUGAGGCAUUCCCGAGUUCCGCUCUCCCGGCUGUUGAUGAACGAAGCGUUUCCGGCAGUGGUACAAGCCGUGCUGAACACGGAGGAUGAAGCGCACACGACAGUUGCAGGCUGCGAGUGUUUGCAAGCUUUCGUUUCCGUCAGCCCCGAACAGGUGAUCGGAGCAUCGGGUUUGCAGCACCUGAUGCAUGUCGCCACGCAUCUACUGAACCUCAGAACUGCCGAAGGUUGCGGGUCCGUCGUUGGCCGUCUUGUGACAGUCAUGUUCACGAAGUGUGGGUCGCAAUUGAGCGACGAGCACGUGGAUCACCUGCUCAAGGCAGUUUUGACCAAAAUGCAAACUUGCCAAACUCAGGCCGUCAUGCAGACAUUGUUGAUGGUGUUUGCAUACGUCAUGUUGCAUCAGUUGGAAGUUGGAAUCAACUUCCUCAGCGCAGUUCCCGGCCCCACUGGAAAGUCAGCAUUGGACUACGUAUUGCAGGAAUGGUGCGCCAGACACUGCCUGUUUUCCGGGAGCUACGAAAUCAAAGUCAGUACCGCAGCGCUUUUCCGCGUAUUCGAGCACGGAGUGCGUACUGAAGACAAGCACCUGACUGCGAUAUUUUUCGCCAAGGAAGGAGUGCCGAUUUUGGCCAAAAUUUUCAAAAUAUUGGUGGAUCAGUUAGCAGUGUGUAGAAGCCUAAGGCUCGCCAAAAACGGAGUUUCUUUCAAUGGAAUGCAAUACCUUACGGGUGCUUUCGAGGAGUCGGACAACGGUUGGGAAGAUGACGACGAUGACGAAGAAGAGGAUGGGCUAGAUGUGAAUUCUGGCAAGAAGUGUGGAGGGGAGACGACUGCGUGCAUGACGCUCGACCAGGUGCUCAGUGACGAGGGUAAUCGGAAAUUGGCGCAGAUUGUGAUGAACGAAGUGGACGGCGACAGCGAAGAAGAAUGCGACGACCCGGACGUGCUGGCGGACCCGUUGAACGCUGUGGACCUGGAAAAGUUCAUCCGCAAGCGCUUGCAAGAGUUCUCGCGACAACGGAGCUUCCACUCGUUUGCUUGUCAGCUUGGUCCCCUGGAAAGACGAAUCCUAGAAAAGUGCAUUGAAGAGCCGGUUUGACAUUCAUAAACCGAUUCAUGUGUGGGAAGCCUCUCGAUGACCGGUAAUAAACUGAAUUCGGGUUC
Notodromas monacha is the source of this 6965-nucleotide messenger RNA. Lineage: Eukaryota; Metazoa; Arthropoda; Ostracoda; Podocopida; Cyprididae. The record is from the annotation of a GenBank genome assembly.